CCCUCCGCGCCCCCCUCCCAGAUCUCGCGACCCGCCGCCGCCGCCGCCGGGCCUCGCCGCCCCUGAGCGCCCAUCAUGGUUAGGAAGAAAAGAACCGGCACUGGAGAGAGUUCCGGAGAGGCUUCGGGAGCUCCUGGACAGGGUUCCUCGCAGCCAGCUGAGAGAGCUCCUCAACAGCAUCAACAGCAUGGUGGUGGACGUGGUUGGGUGCCUCAACAGGGUGGCCGUGGUGGUGGGCAAUACCUAGGCCGUGGUGGACAGUAUCAGGGCCAGGGAGGGCCAGCUGCACACCGUCCAGGUGGCCCACCCGAAUAUCAGCAGCGUGAAUAUCAGGGCCGUGGACAUCCAGGUGGUGGUCCACCUGAAUAUCAACCGCGUGACUAUCAGGGCCGUGGACAUCCAGGUGGUGGGCCACCUGAAUAUCAACCGCGCGACCCUCAGGGCCGUGGACAUCCAGGUGGUGCUCCACCUGAAUAUCAACCGCGCGGCCCUCAGGGCCGUGGACAUCCUGGUGGUGCUCCACCUGAAUAUCAACCGCGCGGCCCUCACGGCCGUGGACAUCCAGGUGGUGGGCCACCUGAAUACCAACCGCGCGACCCUCAGGGCCGUGGACAUCCAGGUGGCGGUCCACCUGAAUAUCAACAGCGUGACUAUCAGGGGCGUGGUGGUCCACGCCCUAGAGGGGGUGGAAUGCCGCAGCCAUCCUAUGGCGGGCAUAUGGGUGGACGUGGAGGACACAAUGUUCCUCCAGGUCAGUCAAGAACAGUUCCCGAGCUGCACCAAGCCCCAGAUGUCCAAUAUCAAGCCCCGGUGGUUUCACCAUCCGCAUCGGGAGCUGGCUCUUCCUCUCAGCCUGCGGCAGAGGUGAGCAGUGGACAAGUCGAGCAACAGUUUCAGAAACUUGACAUCAGUGAUCAAAGUUCGACCAGCCAAGCCAUUCAACCGGCACCUGCAUCAAGCAAAUCAGUUCGAUUCCCAUUACGCCCUGGAAUGGGUAAAUGUGGGGAUAGGUGUGUGGUGAAAGCCAAUCAUUUCUUCGCGGAGCUCCCUGAUAAAGACCUUCACCAAUACGACGUGACCAUAACACCAGAGGUUACAUCGCGCGGUGUUAAUCGUGCCGUGAUUGCAGAACUUGUAAAGCUGUAUAGACAAUCUCAUAUGAAUGGACGUCUACCUGCCUAUGAUGGAAGGAAGAGCCUUUAUACAGCUGGGCCAUUACCGUUUACUUCGAGGACAUUUGAAAUCGCUCUGCAAGAUGAAGAUGAAGGCCUUGUUGGUGGGCAAGCCACGCCAAGGCGUGAGAGACAAUUCAGGGUGGUGAUCAAGUAUGCUGCCCGUGCUGAUCUCCAUCAUUUGGCUAUGUUUCUAGCCGGGAGGCAACCGGAUGCACCUCAAGAAGCACUUCAGGUGCUUGACAUUGUGCUACGGGAAUUGCCUACUGCCAGGUAUUCCCCAGUUAGUAGAUCAUUUUAUUCUCCCAACCUAGGGAGACGCCAGAGACUUGGGGACGGUUUGGAAAGUUGGCGUGGAUUUUACCAAAGUAUAAGACCUACGCAGAUGGGGCUUUCGCUGAAUAUUGAUAUGUCUUCUACAGCAUUUAUCGAGCCUCUCCCUGUGAUUGAGUUUGUUGCUCAGCUUCUGUGCAGAGACAUCUCAGUUAGACCGCUCACUGAUUCAGAUCGUGUGAAGAUUAAAAAAGCCCUGCGAGGUGUAAAGGUUGAGGUUACACAUCGAGGAAACAUGCGUAGGAAAUACCGUAUAUCUGGCCUCACAUCACAAGCAACACGAGAGCUAUCAUUCCCUGUUGAUGAUCGCGGUACUGUGAAGACUGUAGUGCAAUACUUCCUGGAGACGUAUGGUUUCAAUAUUCAGCACACCACUUUACCUUGCUUGCAAGUCGGUAAUCAGCAAAGGCCGAAUUAUCUCCCCAUGGAGGUUUGUAAGAUUGUUGAAGGACAACGCUACUCAAAACGACUGAAUGAAAAACAAAUAACUGCUCUACUGAAAGUGACUUGCCAGCGCCCUCAAGAGCGUGAGAAGGACAUCUUGCAGACUGUGCAUCACAAUGCAUACUAUGAAGAUCCAUAUGCACAGGAAUUUGGCAUAAAAAUAGAUGAGCAACUUGCAUCUGUUGAAGCUCGUGUUCUGCCUCCGCCAAGGCUUAAGUACCAUGAUAGUGGCAGAGAGAAGGAUGUCUUACCCAGGGUCGGCCAAUGGAACAUGAUGAACAAGAAAAUGGUCAACGGUGGUAGAGUCAGCCACUGGGCAUGUAUUAACUUCUCUCGGAAUGUUCAAGAUAAUGCUGCCAAGGUUUUCUGUCAUGAGUUGGCUAUAAUGUGCCAAAUAUCUGGAAUGAACUUUGCACCUGAACCUGUGCUGCCCGUACUUAGUGCGAGGCCUGAACACGUGGAAAGAGCACUGAAGGCACGUUAUCAUGAUGCCAUGAACGCAAGCAAACCCCCGGGCAAAGAACUUGACCUGCUAAUUGUUAUACUGCCAGAUAAUAAUGGUUCUCUUUAUGGGGACCUUAAAAGAAUUUGUGAGACUGAACUUGGAUUGGUAUCCCAGUGUUGUCUUACAAAACAUGUUUUUAAGAUGAGCAAGCAGUAUCUUGCAAAUGUAGCUCUCAAAAUCAAUGUUAAGGUGGGGGGAAGGAAUACUGUUCUUGUGGAUGCUUUGGCAAGGAGGAUUCGCCUUGUUACCGACAGACCGACCAUAAUAUUUGGUGCUGAUGUUACACAUCCCCACCCUGGAGAAGAUUCUAGCCCUUCCAUUGCAGCUGUGGUUGCUUCUCAAGACUGGCCUGAGAUAACAAAGUACGCAGGAUUAGUGAGUGCCCAAGCCCAUAGGCAAGAGCUGAUACAGGAUCUUUUUAAAGUAUGGCAAGAUCCCCAAAGAGGAACUGUGACUGGCGGCAUGAUCAAGGAGCUUCUCAUAUCUUUCAAGAGGGCAACUGGACAGAAACCUCAGAGAAUCAUAUUUUACAGGGAUGGUGUCAGUGAGGGACAGUUCUAUCAAGUUCUUUUGUUUGAACUUGAUGCCAUUCGUAAGGCCUGUGCAUCCUUGGAGCCCAACUAUCAGCCUCCAGUUACUUUUGUGGUUGUCCAGAAGCGUCACCACACUAGGCUUUUCGCUAACAAUCAUAAUGAUCAGCGUACUGUUGAUAGAAGUGGGAACAUACUACCUGGCACCGUUGUUGACUCGAAGAUCUGCCAUCCGACAGAAUUUGAUUUCUACUUGUGCAGCCAUGCUGGCAUUCAGGGAACAAGCCGGCCUGCUCAUUAUCAUGUUCUGUGGGACGAGAACAAAUUUACUGCUGAUGAGUUGCAAACUCUCACAAACAACUUGUGCUACACAUAUGCUCGAUGCACCCGCUCCGUGUCAAUUGUUCCUCCUGCAUACUAUGCGCAUCUGGCAGCCUUCCGGGCUCGGUUCUACAUGGAGCCGGACACCUCCGACAGCGGUUCCGUGGCCAGCGGUGCACGCGGCGGUCCUCCACAAGGCGGUCCACGCAGCAGCACCAGGCUUAUAUUUCCAGAAUUGAAGUUAGCAAUGUUGAAGAUGGAUACAAUGUUCCUCGAGGAGACCGGCGAGACCUACCAGGGCUUCGAGGGCGCCUCCUUCUCCACCCGCGGCUGCCUCGUAAGCUCCGGCGUCGUCAAGGAUUUGAUCGCGUUCGCCGGCGAUGCCGAUGACAGGCCGCUCUCCGCGGGGCGGCCGCUGCCCAGGUUUCCGGUCCGGCACGAUCCGUCGUCGUGUGCUAGCUUUGCGGCGCUGGGCCGGGGGAGCGGGAUGCGGCAUGUGCCUGACUGGCUCCCGGCCUUUCCGGAGCCCCACACGUAUGCGAUUGCCGAGGAGGAGCCGGGCGAGAUGGUCGGCGGGUCGUCGGCUGCGGUGGACGAGGUCGAGCAGGCGUGGCGGCAGAGGAAGGCCGAGAAGUCGCUGCUCGGUUUGCAACGGCAGCUGGCGCUCGCGGGUGGCAACGGGAUCCGCCCGGCGGCGGUGGUGGAGGAGGGUGCUGGCAAGGAGAAGGAGCUAGAUAGGGCUGUCGUCAAGAGCAAUCCGUUUAUUCAGUCGGCGUUGCGUUGUGGGGAUAAGGAGGUGUCGGAGGUUGGCAUGCCGAAUUUGGGGAAGAAACACCCUGUUCUUGAUGAUGCCUUUGCACCUGCUUUCGCUGAAUCAGAAGGUGAAGGACUUGAUGAGGGGAGGAGGGACCAAGACCAAGGUCGAGGUCGGAAGAGGAUGGUUCCAAAGGAGAGGCCACCGGUGUAUUUUCGGAUUGGGCCUGAUAGGAAGUCAAGGGUGAUGGCAUUGAAUUCAAGAGCCUUGGAGGACCGUGAGGGCCCCUUGUUCCUGGAGGAUGAUCGGAAGCGGAGGGCACUGUCGAUACUUGCGGAACCAAUGGAGAAGCCAGGCUGAUCUGCUUUACACUUAAGAGUUCGUGCUGAUGCUGCCCGCCUGUUUCCCACCGAUGAUGCUUGCUUCUCCACACCUGCGAUUCUUCACCUCUUCCUGGUGCUCACCUUGGAGAUCCUUGCCAGCUUUCACUGCCAUUGACGGGAAACAUAUUGUUGAUAGAAACAGGAAACAUACUGCCUGUUCCAUCCACCGUUAUUGAUUUGAAGAUUUGCCAUCUGAUGGAAUUUGGUUCCUACAUAUGUAGCUAUGCUGGCAUUCAGGGAACAGGCCGGCCUGCGUCAUUAUCUUGUUCUGUGGGACGAGAACAAAUUUACCGCUGAUGAGUUGCAAACCCUACACGUAAUGUACUAUUCUAUCCAACUUCUUGACAAUUAGAAUGCUGUUUAACUGGCCAAUUAAAUAUAAAAUUCCUACUGUUUCAUGC
This is a messenger RNA of Triticum dicoccoides, 4843 nucleotides long. Its product is annotated as protein argonaute 1B-like. Gene Ontology annotation, molecular function: protein binding; RNA binding. Lineage: Eukaryota; Viridiplantae; Streptophyta; Magnoliopsida; Poales; Poaceae. The record is from RefSeq and is a predicted model, not a curated record. The transcript is spliced from 27 exons. Bases 76 to 4419 code for a protein of 1447 amino acids.